UCAGCAUAUAUAUGGAGUCCCAAACUCCAAUCAUCAAAGAUAUUUACAGCACCCGAACAGAGCGAGAAACAUGGAAGUGAAGCAAAUACUUCACAUGAACAAAGGGGAUGACGAAACUAGUUACGCCAAAAAUUCCAAAAUUCAGUGCAAAAUACUAUCCAUAACAAAGCCAAUCAUUGAGGAAACAGUACUGAAAAUCUUGGGUUCAGAUCUUGUGCCAAAACAAAGUUUUGGCAUAGCAGAUUUGGGUUGCUCAUCUGGACCAAACUCCUUGUUACUCAUUUCAGAGGUCAUGGAUGUCAUACAUGCGGAAUACAGUCGCCUGACCCAGCCGAGCCUCCAGCUCCAGUCAUCCACACGGGAGUUUAGAGUGUAUCUCAAUGACCUCUUUAGCAACGACUUCAACACCAUUUUCGUGUCACUGCCAGAGUUCUACGACAAGUUCAAGCAAGACUUCAAGGAUACUACUACUAGUGAGGGGCCUAAUCUCUUUAUUUCUGCUGUGCCUGGUUCUUUUUAUGGUAGAUUAUUUCCCAACAAGAGCUUGCACUUUGUUCACUCUUCCUCUAGUCUUCAUUGGCUCUCCCAGGUUCCCCCUGGACUAGAUACAGCCUUAAACAAGGGGAAGAUCUACAUAUCUAAGAGCAGCCCAGAAUGUGUGAAGGAGGCAUAUUCACAGCAAUUCCACAAGGACUUUUCUGUGUUUCUAAAGUCUCGCGCUGAAGAAAUUGUAUCCGGAGGACGAAUGGUUCUGUCAUUCAUGGGAAGGCGAUUGUCAGACCCUACAAUUGAAGAGAGUUGCUAUCUCCAGUGGGAGCUCUUAGCCAAUGCAUUAAUGACCUUGGUUUUAGAGGGCUCUAUUGAAGAAGAAAAAGUUGAAUCGUUCCAUGCUCCCUACUAUGCUCCAUGUCCGGACGAAUUGAAUUUGCAGUUACAAAAAGAAGGAUCAUUCGUAAUGGACCGCCUUGAAGCAUUCGAAAUUGAUUGGGAUGGUGGUGCUGAUCUGGAUGAAAACACGAAUAACACAACCAAUGAAACUGUAGCAAGCAGUGGCGAGCGAGUAGCCAAGACCAUAAGAGCCGUGGUGGAGUCAAUGCUCGAGUCUCAUUUUGGUGAAGAUCUUAUGAUGGAUACUUUGUUUCAGAGGUACGCAGAGCUCGCCAGCGAUCGCUUGUCAAAAUCUAGAACCAAGUACAUCAACUUGGUCAUUUCACUCAUUAAGAACUAAUUAUAAUUGUGCAUGUUUUGUAAUUUAUUUCCAGAUCAUUCUUGGCUUUCACGAACAAUAUCUAUCAAUCGAUCUGUACGUGUGUAUUGUUUUCGAA
Messenger RNA from Rosa rugosa (rugosa rose), 1325 nucleotides. RefSeq names its product probable jasmonic acid carboxyl methyltransferase 2. Lineage: Eukaryota; Viridiplantae; Streptophyta; Magnoliopsida; Rosales; Rosaceae. The transcript has 4 exons. The coding region runs from base 71 to 1228 and encodes 385 amino acids. The record is from RefSeq and is a predicted model, not a curated record. Gene Ontology annotation, molecular function: S-adenosylmethionine-dependent methyltransferase activity. Gene Ontology annotation, biological process: methylation.